CACCUUGUUUGUUUCUUCCCAUCUUAUAUUUCGUACCAUUCUGUUUGGCGAUUUCCUGUUUGUGAUCAGAAGGGUUGCCUUAAUUAAACUGCUCUGCUCUUUUAUACCAUCAGGAGUUUAAGUGGACCAACUGGAGUUUUUAUACUUGAGAUGGACAGCUCCUUAGUGUGUGAUGAGAAUUCGGAAAGAUCAAAUACAGACAUUGGAUGUUCCACUCCUGGUGGCGAUUCACUCGACUAUAGCCGCACAAUCUCUGAAGUCUCAACCUAUUCUGAGCCCAGCAUUUCGGAUGAGCCCCUUCCCCUACCAAUGACAUGGCCAGAUUCUAAGCUAGUGGGACGAGCUUCGCCUAUUCUUACCAAACUCAGAAUGGAACAGCAUGUCGAUUUGGUGGAUGAGAAACCGCGCAAUGGUGAUAUGGCAAACUCAGAGCUGGAAAUGAUGAAGGAGAAAUUCUCGAAGCUUUUGCUCGGCGAAGACAUGUCGGGAAGUGGGAAGGGUGUUUGCUCAGCUGUUGCAAUCUCAAAUGCCAUUACAAACCUCUAUGCUACUGUCUUUGGCCACUGUUAUAAGUUGGAGCCUCUGCCACCUGAGAAGAAGUCCAUGUGGAGGAGAGAGAUGGAUUGCCUUCUGUCUGUCUGCGAUUACAUAGUUGAACUCUACCCUUCUUUCCAAAACUUGCCAGAUGGUACUGCCCUUGAGGUGAUGGCAAGCAGACCAAGAUCAGAUAUUUACGUCAACCUUCCUGCACUUGGAAAACUGGACUCUAUGCUGCUUGAAAUAUUGGACAGCUUCCAGAACACAGAAUUCUGGUAUGUCGACGAAGGGAAGCAAUCAUCGAUUGCCUGUACCUCAAGGUCAUUCAGGCAGGUGAUUCAUCGGGAUGACGAAAAAUGGUGGCUGCCUGUUCCAUGUGUUCCUGCAUCCGGCCUCCCCGAGAGAUCACGGAAGGAGCUGCAGCACAAACGUGAAUGUGCAAAUCAGAUUCACAAAGCAGCCAUGGCAAUCAACAGUGCCAUUCUUGCUGAAAUGGAAGUCCCAGAAUCGUACCUUGCAGCACUUCCAAAGAGUGGGCGAUCGAGUGUAGGAGAUUCUAUCUAUCGCCGCGUAUCAACUCCAGACAAGUUCUGCCCUGAUUAUCUUCUUGAUUGUCUUGAUAUAACUUCCGAGCAUGAAGCACUUGAUAUUGCAGACUGCGUCGAAGCUGCGAUGUAUGUAUGGCGGCGCAAAGCAAGCAUGAACAAUUCAAAAUCUUCAUGGGAUAUGGUCAAGGACUUGAUGGCUGAUGGAGACAAAAACCACAUGCUUGCGAGUAGAGCUGAGUCUCUCUUGCUUUGUCUGAAGCACAGGUACCCUGAAUUGUCACAAACCACUCUAGAUACAAGCAAAAUACAGUGCAAUAAGGUAAGGAUGCAAACAUGGGACAUGAAAUUUAAUCUGCUGUUCUGCUUAAAUAUACUAGAAAUGGAGGAAAAUGUUGAGCAAGUAUCGAUAAGAGGCUGCCAUUCUGCUGGCCAUUUUGCUGCAUCAUAAUUCCCAUGUUGUCAUUAGCAUCAUCCCAAUUUCAUCACAUCUGCAUGCGACUUGAUGGAAGCUGUUCACAUGUAGAUGAUGGUAGCCUUUUUCUGUUACAGGAUGUUGGACAAGCAAUCCUAGAGAGCUACUCGAGGGUGCUGGAAAGUUUGGCAUUCAAUAUUGUUGCAUGGAUUGAUGAUGUUCUUUUCAUAGAUGGAUCUGUGAAACGGCGGUGAUCAGCUCAUUGCACCCUACAACAACUCAAUAUCAGAGUUGUAGACAGAAUUCUCACAAUGUCAUUCUAACAGAUGUUGCCAUAGAACAAACUAACCAUGGAAACUAAAUCAUUUUGCUAACCUAGAGAACAGUGUAAUUUGCAUCAAUUGUCAGAUUCGCACUGUCUUCUGCAUUCGAGGAAGAUGAGGAAGAAAGUUUCUGUGUGGCAUUUGCACAACCACCAUACCUGCGGCAAAAAAUCCACUUACUCUAAUAGUCCUCCCCCCCAAAAAAAUCUCUUUAAAAGUGACUGCCAACCAAAACCUGCCACGGAGUUUCUCCUUCCUAGCUUGUCCGGUGUUCCGAGAGAGACCGCCGCCGCACGGCUCCUGGUUCCGGUGACUGCCGAAGCAACAAAAACCUCGUUAAAAUCCAAGGCAGUAAUUCCCAAGGGUAAUAAAAACCAACCGUCACGCGUGUCCAGAGCCGACACCCGCCGGUAUUGUUCUGGACAGCGCCCGCAGGCAAGCAGGGUACGUGGCAGGCUACAAUUGGUGGACUUGGCAUAGGUGCGGGCUCAUAUCAACCUCCCCAAGACCCGUUCUCGUCGGAGAGGAAGCUGCUUACCUCCACGUGAAAGCAAAAACCCGGCCUUUCGGUGAGGCCAAGAGACCCCAUUCAGAACUUAAAAAGAGAUAUUUUGGUCCAGUUUUUUCUUCUUCCUUUUCUUCUUCCUUGUAAAAUCCUUCUCAGGAUCCCUUUCUGUGAUCUUCUGCCUUCUUUUGAAGAAAAAAAGACCGAUUUUUGAGCUUUUUCUUUGAUUUCUGAGGCCCAGAAAAGGUGUUCUGUUUUUUGUCUAGAGAAACAGAGGUUUCAGAACAGAGAUCCAGACCCCCCCUUUACCCCUGGGCUUGUGAUCUCAGUUUUUUUUUUUAGUUCUUUAGCUUUCCUUUUCUUAGAUUUGCCAAGACCAAGAGAGUUUGUUUUUCUAAUACCCUGAGAUUGGUUUUCUGUUCUCUUUUUCUGUUUCUUUUUUAUCUUAGUUGGAUCAAAAGAGGCCAUCUUUUUAGCACAAA
Messenger RNA from Phoenix dactylifera (date palm), 2807 nucleotides. NCBI's taxonomy places the organism in Eukaryota, Viridiplantae, Streptophyta, Magnoliopsida, Arecales, Arecaceae. The record is from RefSeq and is a predicted model, not a curated record.